AUUCCAAGAGUAAAACUUUUUUUAAGUUUCCUGAAAUAUUCCUAAAAUAAUAAUUUCCAAUAAGAUUCAAUUACUUCCAAUUGUUAAGAAGAAAUCGGUACCGUGCCGGAAUAGCAGCGCAAAACUAGACCACCGUACACGUCCCAUCCCUAUGACAUCUGUCAAUGUCAAUCUGAAAUAUUAUAAGUGCACCAUUUUGACAGGAAUGGAUAUAAAGUAUCGACGGAUAGUUGCGUUGUUAAAAUUAUAUUAUUUGUCUAAAACUAUGCAUAUUAAAAAGUCUAAGAAUCCUUAGUGUGUCUGGAGUCUGUUUAAAUAUUAAAUAAAAAGCAAAAAAAAACGAACAAAAGCAAUAUGGCGGACACAGGUGCAAUAUUGUAUCUCAUUAUCAACGGUUUGGCAGCUAAGUGGAACGUUGCGCACGCGUCUACCCGUCACGCAUGAUGGAGCUGAUAUGUGUAUCUUAAGAACCCGUCUCUCUCGCACUCUUUGUGUAAAUUCGGUACGAAUCAUCAAUAUUCGUGUACCAGAAGUAAUUCAAUAUGGUACGAGAGACGCGGUAACGCUGGACUGUGAUUACGUGACGAAGAACGUCACUGGCCUGGUGGUAAAAUGGUUCUAUAAUGACCGCUCGCAACCAGUGUAUCAGUGGAUACCGCCACAAAAGCCUCAAGCAUUAGGACUGUUGAAGAAUAAGUUGGACCUGACUUAUAAAGUGUCACAAAAUCCAUACAUGCAGCACCGAGCACUGAGAAUCCUACAGCCCGGUACUGAACUCACAGGCAACUAUACUUGCGUGGUAUCUACGUUCCUCGCCGAAGAUGAGAAGACACGACCUAUGACUAUUUUUGUGCCUGAAACGAGGUUCGAUAUGAUACAAGAUCGGCUACAGGAUGACUACUUGAAUAUUAUUUGUUCCGUUGAAGGCGUCUUUCCCAAGCCAGAACUAGUCAUUUUAGCCGGAAACAGACCUCUAAACGCCAAAUCUUCUAUCAAAAACUUCGAGGGUCGCUACACAGCGCUAACUAGCGCCGUCGUAAGCGUCGACUCAUUGCCUCCUACGGUUGAAAUUCUGUGCGAUAUGCAAGUUCCCCUCGCGAAUUACUUCAGCAGAAAAAGGGAUAUAUUUUAUAGAGAUCCGCCUUUAACUUCACCAGAAUCAACUAAUUCUUUACAAACAUCACCUGAUUCAGGAUGCUUAGUGGAAUCGAUGCCGUUUUUAAUAUCAAUAUCGUUAGUAAUGUCUUACAUUUUACAAAGUAGGUGAAAAUCACGUGAUUAUGGACUUUUUUUAAAGAAAUAAUACAAGUAAGUGAAACAAACUUGGACGAAGUUUGCAAGCCUAGGGGAAGGGUAGAGUUAGUUGUAAUACAUGUUACUGCUCAAGAUAUUGAUAAAUAAAUGUAAAUAAACGUUUAUUCUUACGGAUUGUUAAAUAAAAUAAGCAAAUGUAAUGUAUC
Papilio polytes (common Mormon) is the source of this 1460-nucleotide messenger RNA. RefSeq lists its product as uncharacterized. The transcript is spliced from 7 exons. Lineage: Eukaryota; Metazoa; Arthropoda; Insecta; Lepidoptera; Papilionidae. The record is from RefSeq and is a predicted model, not a curated record. The coding region runs from base 455 to 1267 and encodes 270 amino acids.